Messenger RNA from Malassezia pachydermatis, 681 nucleotides. Its product is annotated as tripeptidyl peptidase. The record is from RefSeq and is a predicted model, not a curated record. Gene Ontology annotation, biological process: proteolysis. Gene Ontology annotation, molecular function: serine-type endopeptidase activity; tripeptidyl-peptidase activity. The transcript has a single exon. The coding region runs from base 1 to 681 and encodes 226 amino acids. NCBI's taxonomy places the organism in Eukaryota, Fungi, Basidiomycota, Malasseziomycetes, Malasseziales, Malasseziaceae.
AUGCAGCCUGCAAGCUCAUUUAAAGGUUGGCGCGCGUUUCUGUGCACGGGUGACCAAGGUGUCGGCGGUGCAGAGAGCGCGGACUGUGUCUCCUAUGACGCCCGCAAGCGCAAGACGUUCCUUCCCAAUUUCCCUGCCACAUGCCCAUGGGUCACAUCGGUGGGUGCGACGUACAAGUUUGAUUCAGAAGUCGUCACAGUGACGAACUACACAUUCAUUACAUCGGGUAGUGGCUUUUCCUACCAUUCCCCACGUCCAUUCUACCAGGAACAUGCUGUGCACAAGUACCUUGCGGAGUACCAGCACGAUAAGGAUGAUCGCUGGUUCAAUCCGCUCGGUCGUGCUUACCCUGAUGUGUCUGCCCAGGGCUCACGCUACGUGAUUGCUAUUGACGGCGAAUUCAAGCUGGUAUCAGGCACUAGUGCUUCUACCCCGCUCUUCGCUUCCAUGGUAGCGCUGCUUAACGAUGCCAGCUUCGCCAAGGGCAAGCCAGCCUUGGGCUUCUUGAACCCAUUGAUCUAUAAACGCCUUGGUACGAAUGCUUUCCAUGACGUGGAAAGUGGUUCUGCCGAGGGCUGUGGCGGUAUGACGGGCUUCGAAGCACAGCAGGGCUGGGAUCCGGUGACUGGUUGGGGUACGCCAAACUUCCCUGCGCUUUUGGAAGCGACCUCCAACUUGUAA